CGGCCAGUGGUCUUUUUCUCCAGUGAACUCCUGCGGCGGAGGGCGCUUGAGGGAUUGCCCCCGAUCGUCUCCGAAGUUCUUCUUCCUCUUUGUGAGAUUUUGUAGUUCGGCGGUUGCGAAAUCUAUUUUGGUUCUGUUGUUUUGGAUUUACUUUGUAUCUGGAAUUUGUUAAAGCUUAGAGUUUUCUUGUCGCCGGCAAUGGAUCUCUCGGCCAAGAUUCAGGGCCUCGAUCUACGAUCGGGAUUCAUGGCUGGAUCCCCUCUGUUGGACGCCGGGAAGGCCCGAAUCUUGCCGCGGGUUUUCGCCGCCUCGGUUUCUCCUCCUCUCAGUCGCCGGCUGGGCGUUUCGUUUGUGAAAAGGACGGGAUCUGGUAAGGCUUUGGUCAGAAAAUUUGGCUUUUUCGUUCAAGCGUCGACCGAUGCCGCUGUUGUCGAGGCGGACGCGGCCGUCGAUCUUGAAUCCCUCUUCUCGAAUAGCUCCGUGGAAGACUCGUCGAAGAAGCAAGGGAAGAAGAAGACGAGUACUGGGGCGUCGAGCGUAUCUUCGGGGGUUAGAUUAGAGAAUAUUAGCAAAAGCUUUAAAGGCGUGACCUUGCUGAAGGAUGUAAGCUGGGAGGUUAAGAAAGGAGAGAAGGUAGGCCUUGUUGGAGUGAAUGGUGCUGGUAAAACCACCCAGCUCAGAAUAAUCGCCGGUUUGGAGGAGCCUGACUCGGGCAACGUGGUUAAGGCGAAGGAUAAUAUGAAGAUCGCGUUCUUGAGCCAGGAGUUCGAGGUUUGCCCUAGCAGGACAGUGAAAGAAGAGUUUCUGAACGCAUUCAAGGAAGAGAUGGAAGUUGCAGAGAGGUUGGAGAAGGUGCAGAAGGCGUUGGAGAACUCCGUAGAAGAUUUGGCCUUGAUGGGGAGGCUAUUGGAUGAGUUGGAUUUGCUCCAGAGAAGAGCUCAGGAUCUCGACCUUGAUGAGGUGGAUGUAAAAAUUAGUAAAUUGAUGCCCGAGCUUGGAUUUGCGCCAGAAGACUCUGAUCGAUUGGUAGCGUCUUUCAGCAGUGGAUGGCAGAUGAGAAUGUCUCUUGGGAAGAUUCUGCUUCAGGAUCCUGACUUACUCCUCCUUGAUGAGCCUACAAAUCACCUUGAUUUAGAUACAAUUGAGUGGCUAGAAGCUUAUCUAAACAAGCAAGAUGUGCCAAUGGUUAUUAUAUCCCAUGACAGAGCUUUCCUCGAUCAACUGUGUACAAAAAUUGUGGAAACUGAUAUGGGAAUUUCCAGAACAUUUGUAGGCAACUAUUCUGAGUAUGUAUUAGCAAAAGCAACAUGGGUAGAAGUUCAAAAUGCAGCAUGGGAAAAGCAACAGAAGGAGAUUGAACACACUAAGGACUUAAUCAAUAGGUUAGGAGCUGGUGUAAAUUCUGGUCGUGCAUCUAGUGAAGAAAAGAAAUUGGAAAGACUUAAAGAAGAAGGACAAGUUGAGAAACCUUUUCAGAGAAAGCAAUUAAAAAUUAAAUUCCCUGAGCGUGGAAGAAGUGGGAGGACGGUCUUAUCAAUCAAGAACCUAAAUUUUGGCUAUGAUGAUAAGGUUCUGUUUAAAAAGGCUAACCUUUUAGUUGAGAGAGGUGAGAAAAUAGUGAUUCUUGGUCCAAAUGGAUGUGGAAAGAGUACUUUGCUUAAACUAAUCAUGGGCCUUGAGAAGCCUCAGGAUGGUGAUGUGUUGGUUGGGGAGCAUAAUGUGUUGCCAAAUUAUUUUGAACAAAACCAGGCAGAAGCACUUGAUCUUGAUAAAACUGUGCUAGAGACAGUUGAAGAAGCUGCAGAGGAUUGGAGAAUUGAUGAUAUAAAGGGUCUGCUUGGUCGUUGUAACUUCAAAUCAGACAUGCUUGAUAGAAAAGUUUCUCUUUUAAGUGGUGGAGAAAAGGCAAGGCUUGCUUUCUGCAAAUUUUUGGUGAAACCAUCUACUUUGUUAGUUCUUGAUGAGCCAACCAAUCAUUUAGACAUACCUUCAAAAGAGAUGCUGGAGGAGGCUAUAUCUGAGUACCAAGGCACUGUCAUCACUGUUUCACAUGAUCGAUACUUCAUACGGCAGAUAGUCAAUAGAGUUGUGGAUGUGAAAGAUGGAAAUCUGCAAGAUUAUGCUGGCGAUUACAAUUAUUAUCUAGACAAGAAUCUCGAGGCCAGAAAAAGGGAACUGGAUCGCGAGGCUGAGCUCGAAGAAAAGGCUCCAAAGGUUAAAGCCAAAUCCAAGAUGUCAAAGGAAGAGAAACAAGCUCGAAAGAAGCAAAAAAUGUUGGCGUUUCAACAAGCAAAUGCAAAGUCUAAAGGAUUGAAGAAUGCAAAGCGUUGGAACUGACCAACAAAGGAAUGAAACAUGCACCAACUGACAGAGUGAUCAGUUAUGCAGACCACAGCAUCAAAACUCUAGUUGACAGAGUGCUUCCAAUGGUACACAAUAUACACUUGUAAAUAAGGCUCUUGUGCUCUACCUAAAGUUGCAAACUUACUCACUCGAUAAGCACCUACAACAAAGGGGAGUUUUCUGUUGUAUGGCACUUGGCAUCAAAUUGCUUGGGCUUCAUAAACAUGUGUUAGGCCUCAUGAAAUGAGACAUCGAAAUGUUGUUCAUUGCUAUGAUAAAAGCUUUAUCAUAUUAGCCAUUUUUGGCAUGAUGUUCUAUCA
This is a messenger RNA of Zingiber officinale, 2663 nucleotides long. RefSeq names its product ABC transporter F family member 5-like. Bases 199 to 2337 code for a protein of 712 amino acids. Lineage: Eukaryota; Viridiplantae; Streptophyta; Magnoliopsida; Zingiberales; Zingiberaceae. Gene Ontology annotation, molecular function: ATP hydrolysis activity; ATP binding. The record is from RefSeq and is a predicted model, not a curated record. The transcript is spliced from 9 exons.